AUGCAAAGCUUUCGAAACGAUGGUGAUGGUUACCUGGUCUCUCAGCCCCAUCGUGCCGCCGGCGCCGGCAAUCCGCGUGGGCUACUUGGCAGUGCCCGGAAGUUAACAACGAAGGAUGCGCUAGCCUAUCUCGAGGAAGUGAAGGAAAUAUUUCAGGAUAGAACGGAGAAAUACAAUGAGCUCCUCCAACUCAUGAAAGAUUUCAAAGGCCAAAGGAUCAACACCACUGGUGUUGUAAUGGGGGUGAAAGAGUUAUUCAAAGGGCACCCAAAUCUCAUCUUGGGUUUCAAUACCUUCUUGCCUGAAGGAUACCAGAUCACCCUCGAUGAUGAGCCUCCAUUGAAGAAGAACGCAAUCAGUUUUGUUGACAAAGUAAAGACUCGGUUUCAAAAUGAUGAUCAAGUUUACAAAUCGUUCUUACAAAUUCUAAAUAUGUACCGAACAGAGUGCAUAUCCAUUGAUGAUGUCUACCAAGAGGUAGCCUUGCUUUUUCGUGAACAUCAAGAUUUGAUAGAGGAAUUUGCACGUUUCCGACCUGAUGCUGCCGAGGCGGUUCCCAUGCAGCAUGCUUUGGUCGGAAGAAAGUCAUCUGGAAAUUUAAUACCUCUGGAAGAGAGGAGCUUGGCUAUGCCCAUAGUACGGCAAAUUCAUGGAGAAGAGAAAGACGGAGAUGUGAAUUGCCAUGCUGAUCGCGAUCUCAGUGCUGACUGUCCCAAUCUGGAUAGUAAAGCAGUAGUGAAAGCUGAGAAGGAGCAGAGGAAACGCGAGCGGGAUGGUAAAGAAUUGGAGCAUCACAGCAAUAGGGAGGCAGAUAAUAUGCAAUGCUUCCCUCGCAGACAGAUACUUGCUCGGAAGGAAUCUCCAGGUAACAAAGGGCAUCUGGCUGGACAAGUUAAGGUAGAGGAUGGGGAUAAAGACAGGGAGCAUGAAAGAGAUGAUAGGCAUAAGAAUAGAAAGCGUGAAAAGGAGAGAGAUAAAGGGUCGGAGCAGUUUGACAAAAAUGGUGCUCAAGAUUCUGCACAUCCCAAUGGUCAUUUGGUCCCGAAUGAAGAAAACUACAUGGACAAACCAAUCUGGGAACUUGACCUCUCAAACUGUCAGAGCUGUACCCCUAGUUAUCGACUUCUUCCGAAGAAUUAUCCAAUGCCUGCAACUAGCCACCGAACAAAACUUGCGGCAUCUGUACUGAAUGACACUUGGGUGUCGGUGCCAUCUGAAAGUGAGGACUGCUCUUUUAAAGACAUGCCCAAAAACCCAUUUGAAGAAAGCCUAUCUAGAUGUGAAGAUGAUAGGUUUGAGUUGGACAUGUUGUUAGAGUCAGUUAAUGUAACUACCAAGCAUGUGGAAGAGUUGUUAGAAAAGAUAAAUGAUAAUACAAUCAAGCCAGACAGUCAAAUCCGCAUCGAGGUCCUCUUUACUGCUCAAAAUCUAAGGUGCAUGGAACGAUUAUAUGGUGAUCAUGGGCUGGAUGUUCUGAAUGUACUUCCUAAGAAUAUGAGUGCCGCAUUGCCUGUUAUAUUAGCUCGCUUGAAGCAGAAACAAGAAGAAUUGUUAAAAUGUCGUUCAGAUUAUAAUAAGUUUUGGGCUGAAAUUUAUGCCAAGAACUAUCACAAAUCACUUGACCACUGUACUUCUAGUUGAAGGAAGGGGAUACACAGAGCUUGAGCAGAAAAAGCAGGUUUACUAUCAUUAUUGCAACAUUUUUUGAAGUUGGUGGUCAAAUAGUAAAUGCUACAUGAUUCAACUUUUCAAACCCAAUAUUGGUGUAUACGUGAUUUCCUUUUAUGUGGAAUAAUUUUGGAAAGUGUAAAGAAGGUUUUUUUUUUUUU
Molecule: messenger RNA, 1829 nt
Organism: Magnolia sinica
Lineage: Eukaryota; Viridiplantae; Streptophyta; Magnoliopsida; Magnoliales; Magnoliaceae
Product: paired amphipathic helix protein Sin3-like 4
Exons: 10
Coding region: 1-1641 (546 amino acids)
Biological process (GO): negative regulation of transcription by RNA polymerase II
Cellular component (GO): histone deacetylase complex; chromatin
Molecular function (GO): transcription corepressor activity
Source: RefSeq, a predicted model, not a curated record